AUGGACUAUAUCACACAAUUCACCAGCGACGCACGCUACGUUAAGGUAGCAGAUAACAUUGUCGCAGACAUCCUCUCCCGCAUGGAUAUGGUUUCUGUUGUACCUGACACCAGAAUUGAUUGGCAAGCUAUGGCUAAGGCACAGGAACUUGAACGCAAUCAAAGGUUCAGUCAUUUGCACAUAGACAUUGUCGGACCUCUGCCACCCUCCAAAGAAAAUCGAUAUCUAUACAUGGUCAUAUAUUGUUUCACGCAGUUGCCAGAAGCUAUACCCAUUCGAGACAUACAGGCAGAGACCGUCACCAAAGCCUUCGUUUUACACUAG
Molecule: messenger RNA, 324 nt
Organism: Protopolystoma xenopodis
Lineage: Eukaryota; Metazoa; Platyhelminthes; Monogenea; Polystomatidea; Polystomatidae
Source: the annotation of a GenBank genome assembly